Messenger RNA from Rotaria sp. Silwood1, 231 nucleotides. Lineage: Eukaryota; Metazoa; Rotifera; Eurotatoria; Philodinida; Philodinidae. The record is from the annotation of a GenBank genome assembly.
AUGGUUUCUCAUCAUAAGAUUCAUUUUGUCGUUCGAGUUCUUAAUAAAGGAGAUGAAGAUAAUGAAACAAUUAAAUGUUUUAUAACACAUAAUCUUGAAAAGCAUGUUCGAGAAUAUCCUGGUCAAAAAAUUGCUAUUCUUAUUAAUAUGAGUGAAGCAGGUAUUAGACAUUUGGAUUAUGAUUUGGUUAAAUUCAUUAUUGCUAGCAAACAAAACUUUUAUUCAGUUUAA